Molecule: messenger RNA, 3208 nt
Organism: Abrus precatorius (Indian licorice)
Lineage: Eukaryota; Viridiplantae; Streptophyta; Magnoliopsida; Fabales; Fabaceae
Product: WD repeat-containing protein 36
Exons: 18
Coding region: 146-2866 (906 amino acids)
Biological process (GO): rRNA processing
Cellular component (GO): Pwp2p-containing subcomplex of 90S preribosome; small-subunit processome
Molecular function (GO): protein binding
Source: RefSeq, a predicted model, not a curated record
GACUUAGAUAACUUAAAACCCUAACGCCAAAACCUCGAAGAGGGAGAAGUGAAGGCAGAGCUGGCCGUGAGAGUAUUGUUGGGUUAGGCUUAAGUCUUCAUCUUCGUAGAAUAGAACAGAAAAGAAGCAGAGGGAUAAGGAACAAAUGGGUAUAUUUGAACCUUACAGAGCAAUUGGAUGCGUCACAAGCACCGUCCCCUUCUCUGUUCAGAGACUUGGCACUGAAACUUUCGUCACUGUCAGCGUUGGAAAAGCUUUUCAGAUUUAUAACUGUGCAAAGCUCAAUUUGGUUCUCGUUGGUCCUCAAAUGCCAAAGAAGAUUACUGCUCUAGCUUCUUACCGGGAAUACACUUUUGCUGCAUAUGGAAACAACAUUGCAGUUUUCAAGCGUGCCCAUCAGGUUGCAACUUGGAGCAGCCAUAAUGCUAAGGUUAAAUUGCUCCUGUUGUUUGGAGAACAUAUAGUCAGUGUUGAUACUCGCGGGAACAUGUUCUUGUGGGCAUUUAAGGGAAUUGAUCAGAACCUUGUUCCAUUUGGGCAUAUUACACUGGAUGAGAAAUUUAGCCCCAGCUGUAUAAUGCAUCCGGAUACUUACCUAAAUAAGGUUCUUAUUGGAAGUGAGCAAGGUCCUUUGCAGCUUUGGAACAUUAGCACGAAGAAAAAAAUUUUUGAGUUUAAGGGAUGGAAUUCGCCUAUCUCCUGUUGUGUUUCAUCCCCUGCCCUAGAUGUUGUUGCUGUUGGCUGUGCAGAUGGAAGGCUUCAUGUUCACAAUAUUCGUUAUGAUGAAGAGUUGGUUACAUUUACACAUUCUACGCGUGGUUCUGUGACUUCCUUAUCUUUCAGCACUGAUGGCCAGCCCCUUCUAGCUUCCGGAGGUUCAUCUGGUGUUAUAAGCAUAUGGAAUCUGGAAAAACAAAGGCUCCAGUCAGUUGUAAGAGAGGCUCAUGAUAGUGCAAUCACGUCCCUACAUUUUUUUGCUAAUGAACCAGUGCUAAUGAGUGCAUCAGCAGACAACUCUAUAAAAAUGUGGAUUUUUGAUACAAGUGAUGGUGAUCCUCGCCUUUUGCGUUUUCGAUGUGGGCACAGUGCUCCUCCCCUUUGCAUAAAGUUUUAUGCUAAUGGAAGACAUAUUCUUUCUGCUGGUCAGGAUCGUGCCUUUCGCCUUUUCUCUAUAGUCCAGGAUCAACAAAGCAGGGAGCUGUCUCAACGGCAUGUUUCCAAACGGGCUAAGAAACUUAAAGUGAAGGAGGAAGAAAUAAAAUUGAAGCCCGUGAUUGCAUUUGAUUGCGCUGAAAUUAGAGAACGUGAUUGGUGCAAUGUGGUUACUUGUCAUAUGGAUACUGCCCAGGCUUAUGUGUGGAGACUCCAGAAUUUUGUUCUUGGUGAGCAUAUAUUGAAUCCAUGCCCUGAAAAUCCAACACCUGUAAAGGCUUGUGCCAUCAGUGCUUGUGGCAACUUUGCCUUUCUAGGGACUGCAGGUGGUUGGAUUGAAAGGUUUAACCUUCAAUCUGGAAUUCGCAGGGGUGCUUACAUUGACAUGUCAGAGUCAAGAAGUUGUGCUCAUGAUGGUGAAGUAGUUGGAGUUGCGUGUGACUCAACAAAUACUCUCAUGAUAAGUGCAGGAUACCAAGGAGAUAUAAAGGUUUGGGAUUUCAAAGAAUGUUGUCUUAAAUCCAGAUGGGAGAUUGGUUGUUCUCUUGUUAAGAUUGUUUACCAUCGUUAUAAUGGUCUCCUGGCUACAGUAGCAGAUGAUUUAACAAUACGAUUGUUUGAUGUUGUGGCUCUUAGACUUGUUCGUAAAUUUGAAGGUCACACUGAUCGUAUAACAGAUUUGUGCUUCAGUGAGGAUGGGAAGUGGCUUCUGUCAUGUAGUAUGGAUGAAAGUCUUAGAAUUUGGGAUGUAAUCUUAGCAAGACAGAUAGAUGCAAUACAAGUUGAUGUACCUAUCACGGCACUAUCUUUGUCCCCAAACAUGGAUAUAUUAGCAACUACCCAUGUUGAGCAAAAUGGGGUAUACCUAUGGGUAAACCAGGCAAUGUUCUCUAGUACUUCAAAUGUUGAUUCAUAUGCAAGUGGAAAAGAGGUUGUGAGUGUCAAGUUGCCAUCUAUCUCUUCGACAGAACAUUCUAAAGUUGAGCAUUCUGAUGAGUUGGUGAAUGCCUCUCAACCUAAAAAUGCUCUGGAUUUCACAGCUGAAGAUAAGCAAAUACCAGAAUUAGUUACACUUUCAUUGCUGCCUAAGAGCCAGUGGCAGAGCUUGAUCAAUUUAGACAUUAUAAAGGUUCGCAAUAAGCCUAUCGAGCCUCCCAAAAAACCUGAAAAGGCUCCGUUCUUCUUGCCUUCAGUUCCAUCCCUCUCUGGGGAAAUAUUGUUCGAGUCUGGUAAUGUAUCAGUAAAGGAGAAUGAUGGAGCAGGUGAUGGAAAACAAACAAAGAAAUUGGAUAUGCUACCGUCGUCCCAUUUUUUGUAUCUUCUUCAAUGUUCCAAAGAGACAGACAAUUAUGCAUCAUUCACGGAUUAUAUCAAAGGAUUAUCUCCAUCAACUCUGGAUAUGGAACUUCGAAUUUUUCAGAUCAUUGAUGAUGUUGAGCAGCAAGAAGCAGAGAAGAGACCUGAGUUGGCAUCAAUUGAACAGCUUCUUGAUUAUUUUAUUCAUGAGCUUUCCUGCAGAAAUAAUUUUGAGUUUCUACAAGCUGUCAUCAGGCUGUUUUUGAAGAUACAUGGUGAGACUAUUCGGCAGCAGUCAUGCUUACAAGAAAAGACUAGGAAACUUCUGGAUAGUCAGUGCAUGGUAUGGCAGAGGGUAGAUAAAUUAUUUCAGAGUGUGAGGUGUGUGGUUGCGUUUCUUAGUAAUUCCCAAAUUUAGGAGUGACAAACCCUCAACUUGCUAAUGCCAAUCCUCUGUAUGAUCGCGAAGGCAGAAGAACGAUACAAAUUUGUUCUAGAUUUCUUUUCCUAGGAUUGACAGAAAAACCAGGGCAGAAGAUUUGUUUAAAGCUGGUGAAUGAGAUUUGCUAUUUUUUUCAUUAUCAAGAUUUUGAGGGUGAUCAUGACGGGGAAUUCUUGUAACGGGACAAAGUAUUAUGGUAUACUCAUCAUACUAGAGCAAUUUUGUAACGCACAUUUUUGUAUCAGCCAAACUGCAAUUUACAUAUUCCAACAGUGCUUCAUUCAAUAGAAAUUACCAGCGUCUAUGCACCUUUUUAGC